CCACACCCUCGGAACUCAGAGACGGUUCAGGAAUUUGGACUGUGCAAGAAUUAGCAGCUCUGCCAGGACCCCAGAGCCAACUUCAGGUUGCAAGCUCUCUGUCCUUUGCUAAUCUCCAGCACACAGCACCCAGAGAGAGCCUGCAGCUGCUGUGGAUCCUUAGGAGACUGUCCCCCUGAUGCUGGCAAGACUUGAACUAGGAUGGCUGAGCCCCGCCAGGAAUUUGACACAAUGGAAGAUCACGCUGGAGAUUACACCCUGCUUCAAGACCAGGACGGGGACACAGAGCCUGGCCUGAAAGAGUCUCCCCUGCAGACUCCUGCUGAUGAUGGAUCCGAGGAACCGGGCUCUGAGACUUCUGAUGCUAAGAGCACUCCGACGGCCGAAGCUGAAGAAGCAGGCAUUGGAGACACCCCAAGCCUGGAAGACCAAGCUGCUGGACACGUGACUCAAGAAGAGAUAACAGUUCCAGGCCAGCACAGGGAGGCACCUGAGAGGCCCCUGGCCAAGGAGCUUAGCGUUCAAGGCCAGCCUAGACACAGCGGAGAAGUUUCUGGGGCCUCAGUGCUGCCUCUGGGUGAAAAACAGUCAGAAGCUCCUGUUCCGGAAGUUGCUCCUCUGCAGCCUCCCGUCUGCCCAACGCCUCCCCCACCAGGAGGUCCUCAGAAACCUACCCAGGAAUGGGGACCAGAGCGUGGGGACCAAACCAAGGAGGCUUUAGUCAUUUCAAAGCCCUCCUUCCCUGGAUAUCUCCACAUGGAGCCAGAGAGGGUCAUCAGUGUCCAGGAAAGCUUGCUCAGGGCACCAGGGUACCAUGGAGAAGAGGCCUCAGACCUGGGAAUCCCGGGUCUCACCCUCCCACACGUGCCCCACGUGCCCAGGGCUCCCUUCCUGCCUGAAGGCUCCACUGAAGCCACGCAUCAGUCUGUGGGGAAAGGACCCGAGGACCUGGACAGAAGCCACCAAGGUUCUGAGCUGCUGAAGUACCAGCUUUUGGGAGACCAGGACCUGAAGAGGGCCCAGGGCAAAGAAAGGCUGGGGGGUGCCAAGGAGGUGGAUGAAGACCGUGACAUUGAUGAGUCAUCACCCCAAGACUCGCCUCCUUCUCAGGUUUCCCCAGGCCCCAGUGAGCCACCCCCUCAUGCAGUCUCCAGAGAAGCUGCUGGCAUCCCUGGCUUUCCAGCCCAGGGUGCCAUCCCGCUCCCUGUCGAUUUCCUCUCCAAAGUUUCCACAGAGACCCUGGCCUCACCACCAGAUGGGCCUAGCACAGGGUCCAUGGUGGAUGGGCAUGAGCCUGUUCCUGAGUUCACGUUCCACGUGGAAAUAAAAGCCAACGUGCAGAAGGAGCAGGCACGUUCAGAGCCAGAUUCGGAAGGGGCUGUACUUCCGGGGGCCCCGAAAGAAGAGCAAGAGGCCCUGGGCCCCUCUGUGGGAGAGACCCCAAAGGAGGCUGACCUUCCCGAGCCAUCUGAGAAGCAGCCUGCCGCUGGUCUGCCUGGGAGGCCUGUCAGCCGGGUCCCUCAACUCAAAGCUCGCAUGGUCAGUAAAGGCAGAGACGGGACUGGAAGUGAUGACAGAAAAGCAAAGGGGGCUGACGGCAAAACUGGAACAAAGACCACUACACCCCGGGGAGCAGGUCAGAAAGGUGCUGCCAAUGCCACCAGGAUUCCAGCCAAAACCACACCCAGCCCAAAGACACCGCCCGGCGGCACUGGUGAACCCACAAAGUCUGGCGAUCGCAGUGGCUACAGCAGUCCCGGCUCCCCGGGGACUCCUGGCAGCCGGUCCCGCACCCCAUCCCUGCCCACCCCACCCACGCGGGAGCCCAAGAAGGUGGCAGUGGUCCGCACUCCACCCAAAUCACCCUCCUCCACCAAGAGCCGCCUGCAGACUGCCCCGGUGCCCAUGCCAGACCUGAAGAACGUCAAGUCCAAGAUCGGCUCCACCGAGAACCUGAAGCACCAGCCAGGAGGCGGGAAGGUGCAGAUAAUUAAUAAGAAGCUGGAUCUUAGCAACGUCCAGUCCAAGUGUGGCUCAAAGGAUAAUAUCAAACACGUCCCGGGCGGCGGCAGUGUGCAAAUAGUCUACAAACCAGUGGAUCUGAGCAAGGUGACUUCCAAGUGUGGCUCGCUAGGCAACAUCCAUCAUAAACCAGGAGGUGGCCAGGUAGAAGUGAAAUCUGAGAAGCUGGACUUCAAGGAUAGAGUCCAGUCGAAGAUUGGGUCCCUGGAUAAUAUCACCCACGUCCCUGGAGGAGGGAAUAAGAAGAUCGAAACACACAAACUGACUUUCCGCGAGAAUGCCAAAGCCAAGACGGACCAUGGGGCAGAAAUUGUGUACAAGUCACCGGUGGUGUCUGGGGACACAUCUCCACGGCACCUCAGCAAUGUCUCUUCCACUGGCAGCAUCAACAUGGUGGACUCGAUGCAGCUCGCCACACUAGCUGACGAGGUGUCUGCUUCCCUGGCCAAGCAGGGUUUGUGAUCUGGCCCCCGGGUUGGUCAAUAAUCACAGAGAGAAGAGAGUGAGAGAGUGUGGAAAAAAAAAAGAAUACUGAUCUGGCCCUUCGCCCUCUGCCCUCCCCCCGCUGCUCCUCACAGAUGGGUAAAUAGAGUCAUCACCUAACCUGCUUUUGUUACUGAGCUUUAGCCCAGGACUUCAAAAUCAGUGAUGGGAAUAAGAGCAAAUUUCAUCUUUUCAAAUUGAUCAGUGGGCUAACAUCCAACAUUUCCUGGGCAUUUCCUUUGGAUUCUUCCCCCACCCCACCCGCCUUGAGUAGAAGAGAGCGGAGAGGCCUGGGAAGCUGUUUUGGGGGAGUUUCAAGGAACUGGGGUACUCACUGCCUCUGGCCACCUCCUGGGGGUGUCACAGGGACAGCAGUAGCAACAAAGGACUUAAAACUUGGUACGUGUGUGGAGCCACAGGCAGAUGACAUUCCUGUGGGUGUGUAGGGACAGGGCACAAGGCCGGCCAGGGUGGGCAAGGGGGGACGGGCUGCGUGAGACGGAAGAAGGAAUAGAAGGGGGAAGGGUGCUGCCGCCUGCUGAGUGUCGGGGAGGAGCAGCCGAACAGGCAGGUGGCCUCAGUGACCCGCCACAAUCUCCCAUCCUGUGACUCCUUUUCCUAGUGGGCAGUGUGCUCCCUUCUGGAGGGUGUCUUGUUGUGCAAGGGACAGUGGACAGGAGAGAAAAGGUCAGUUGGAGAUGGCACCGUUAUGGAUUACUUCUUCAAAGACUGCCCUUUAGCAUCCCAGAGCUCCAACCCUUUUCUCCCUCCCAUGCCAAGCUGGUUCUCCCCUCAGCCUUAAAACCCUGCUAUACUGAAUUCUGAACAUUGGAACUGCAGCCACGAUUAUGGUUACUUCAAAGACCUGAGACUUCAGGGCUAACCAGUUCUCUUUGUAAAGACUUGACUUCUUGGAAAAUAUGGGGCUGUUCCCAGCCUAGGCUCCAGCAUCUAGGGAGUGUACUGGGUCGGGUGUGCCUGGGAGUUCCCAUUGUUUCCAUGGCCACUGCAGCCCCCUGUGCCUGUCCCUUUAUGCAUGUGUCUGCUGUGACAGGUCAGUCACUGUCCUACCCCUCAUUAUAUCACACUGGCUAAGUGCCCCACCUCCUUCACUCCCAGUCAUGGACACGGGUUAGAUGUGGGGGCACCUACUCUGCAGUAGGGGUCCAGGGUACAAGAGCUGAGGUACAGUCUCUAGCUUUAAAUUCCACUCAUCCAACCAAUGUGCCUGUCACAGAAAAUCGAGUGACCUUGUUUGGUUCUCUCCCCUCCCUGGCAUCACACACGAGUCAAGGUGGGGCUAUUCCAGGUUGACUUUAGACUUUUUGGCUUCGUUUUGGAGACAGGCUUUUCCCUCCCAGGCCUGGUCCCUGGCCUUCCUGUGUUGAGCUCGCAGCUGAAGGAAGGGUGUCCUGGUUGUUACUGAUGGCAUCAGGAUGGGCAGACAAAAUUCCCAGGAUGAGAGUCAGGUUCUCUCUGUCCCCCACUCCCACCCCAGCUUGUGACUGCCAGCCCCGAGUCCCAUGCUGUUCAAUUCCACACGCAUGGAAUCAGCCUUCUAUACCCCAAAAUGAAGACCGUGCCCCUUGGGAAAUGGUUCUUACCGCAGUCCCACCUGGAAGCAGUGCUGUCUGAUCUGUGGGAGCAGCUGAACAUAUACAUAGAUGUUGCCCUUCCCUCCCCAUCUGCACCCUGUUGCAUUGUGGUUGGACUUGUCUUUUUAUGUUUGGAUUCACAAGUGUGACUAUGAUAGUGGCAAGAAAAAAAAAGAGGAUGCAUGUAUCUUGCAAUGCUUGUAGAGGUUUCUAGUGCAUCCUCAUGGGGUGCUGGGUGUCUCUCACCCCCAUCUAGGAACUUGGCUGCAGGCUAGUGUGAUUCCACUCUCCUGUGCCGCCCAACUUUUGAGUUUCUUCAGCAUCUGGGACCUAAGAGACCAGACUCUGGCUGAGGACUCCUUACUCUGAAGGCCUGAAGCCCAGGACAAGGACAGAGGCUGUGGGGCUGCCCUCUCCCCAGGGCUUGCUGCGUCAGAGCAGUCUGGCUGGCCUGGUUUGCAGCAUAAAGAUGGGUCUUCCCUGGCCACAGCCUGAAGUCCCACAGCAGUCUUUGAAGAAGGUCUUAAGGAAGGAACUAUUGUACUACAAGAAGGAAGCCAGGGCCAGCGGGGGAGGAGCUGCAGGCCAAGAAGCCUCGGGAGUCCAGCAGGGAGCCUGUCUAUGCUGUGUCUGGCCUCAGCAGCAGAGACGGAUAGGCUGCCUGACCUGGACAGACGCCAGGACACUGGGCGCCUGAGGGCCAGGUCCAGUCAGAAGACACCAUUGGUUUCCACAGCCUCAUCAGCGCAUUGAUCUUGCACAAACGCUGCUGUGGGGAAAGGGAAGCAGCCUUUUCAGAAACUAGCAGCCUCAGGCCUGCUUAUGCCACCUCUGGCUGGCUUAGGUACAAUUAAAAGGAAACCUGGGGACUGGCUGGGCAGAACAAAAAGUAUCUAGGUCCAAAACUUCCACUGUGAGGCUCCCUCCUGCCGGAGUCCACACUGUCCGGAGUUAGGAGGGAGGAAGAGUGAGUUUAGACAAACGGCCCCUCGUGACUGGCGGAUACAGUCCGGUUCUUCACAUGCCUCCUUUCCUCCUCCGAAGCUCAGGCACCCUGCUCUUUUACACGGAGUAGGUGGGCUAUAGGGGACAGGCCGAAGAUUAUGGUUUUGGGGUGAUUAGGUCAAUGUGGAUAGGCUGACUGCAAAGCGAUGCUGGCUUGUGAUUUUCAUGAGGACAGUCCCCCCAGAGCUAAGCACUCUUCCCUGUUUCCCCACCUUCAGAGGCCAAGGUCCUGGGGUGGGCUAGGCAGGAUAUACUAGAUGCCUGGUUCCUUCCCGCUGUGGAUUCACUGUAUCAGUACUCCCCUUUAAACUGACUUCUGUGGUAAGACUGUACCCUGUUUGAGACUGCUUGUUCUGCUGUGGGGGGAGGGAGGAACACGUACGGUAUUUCACAUGGGCAAAGAGGAGUCUUGGAGCGCUGCGGUCAAGCAGCCUUGUAACCCUUUUCAUUUCAUCCACACUUGCUAGACAGAGGUGCCACGGGGCCCAGCUCCACGGCCAGGCUUUCCCAUUGGAAAAGGAAGCCAGCUUAUCCCCACCCCUUGCCAACAGGUACAAGCUGUCAGGCUUAUGUGGGAAUCUGCUAUCUUGUUGUUUUGGCCUGCUGACCUUUUGUGGAGUCCUCACCCCAGGAUCACACCUCCCUGAGACCCUGGCAUUCUUCUCUGUAAGCCAUUUGGCACUUGAGUGUCACCUCUCCCACUGGCUCCCUACACAGUCCACACUUCCAGCAGCUGCUGAGACCUCUUCAUUCACUUUGUCUUUAUUCCCCAAAUAAGCCAAGAGAUGGGGACAAGGGCAGAGGUGGUAAUCAGUUACAGGUCUGUGGUUUUAUGAGCCUAUUAUCUCUCUGGCUUUGUAAAGGGUUACCCUGGGCACCAACCCAGUGUCACCUCCUGACAGACUUAGCCUGUGAAUUUGCUAUUCUGGGCAGGUCAAUUUCCAGCACUUGCAAGUCCCAUGAUUUCUUUGGUAAUUCUGAGGGUGGGGGGAGGGACAUGAAAUCAUCUUAGCUUAGCUUCCUGUUUGUGAAUGUCCAUAUAGUGUAUUGUGUGUUUUAACAAAUAAUUUGCAUUGACUGUUGCUGUAAAAGUGAAUUUGGAAAUAAAGUUAUUACUCUGA
Cavia porcellus (domestic guinea pig) is the source of this 6226-nucleotide messenger RNA. It is a transcript of the gene Mapt, whose product is annotated as microtubule associated protein tau. The transcript has 12 exons. Gene Ontology annotation, molecular function: microtubule binding. Bases 202 to 2484 code for a protein of 760 amino acids. Gene Ontology annotation, cellular component: neuron projection. Gene Ontology annotation, biological process: neuron projection development; microtubule cytoskeleton organization. Lineage: Eukaryota; Metazoa; Chordata; Mammalia; Rodentia; Caviidae. The record is from RefSeq and is a predicted model, not a curated record.